AUGGCAAAAGUAUUAAACUGUGUUUUCUGUAGCAAUUCUUCCGAAGAAAUGGUAUUAUUUUCUGAACAAAUGUUGAAGCGGUGUAAAAGAGUUUUAAAUUAUAGAAAGGAACAUAACCUUAAAUACAAAGACGUUGUUCUACCGAACAGAGAAUAUGAAGGAGGAUAUCACAAAGGUUGUCAGAAAUUGUUUACAGCGUUGAUGAAGAAAUAUUGUAGUUCUAAGUCCAAUAAACCAAAAUCUGUUAAAAAAAAAGUUUCAAAUGAUUCAGAAGAUUUAUGUCGAGAGACUUUAGUACAUAAAUUAAGUACACAAUCAAUUGAACCAAGUCCAGUUACUCUUACACCUAGCCCGAUAAAAUUACUUGUGCCAGUUAUAAGACUUGAGCGGAUUCAUGUUAAGCCAUCAACUUCUAGAGAAAAUGAGCAGUUAGAAAAUACUAAUUUGUCCUUUGAAAUUAAAACUAGGCCUGAAUAUAAAAGAAAUAUUUGCAUAUAUUGUGAUCGAACUUAUAAAACUUACCGUCAAAAUAAACAGCGUUUAUAUUCAACAGAAAAAGAUCAGUUUUUAUUGAAGAUAACGCGUGAGAACAAUGAAGAGUUUUAUGACAAAAUAGUUAAAAAUCCUGAUUCGAAAAUUUAUUACCAUAAUACUUGUAAAUUAAGAUUUUGUUAUGAUACGCCAUUGGUUGGUUCUCAAAUUAUUGGGGCUACUUCUUGGUACUGUAUACGUCAAUAUCAUCAGAAAGCUUUUAAAAAAAUAAGGGCUUUUAUUCUGAAAAAUGUUGUAAAGAAAGGACGUUGCUAUUUUAUGAGUUAUAUUUUUAAGAUUUAUUUGGAUUAUUUGGCAAAAAAGAGUCAGAGAAGUGAGGAAGAAAUUGCAGGAUUUUUAUCGACGCAUCGAUUGGGCGAUCAGAUACUCAAAGUACUGCACGCAGAUGUGAAAAUUUUAGUAGUUCAACGUGAGAAGAUACUAGCGCCGAAGAAAUUAGAGGUUAUUAAUGAUGAGUUGUUUGAAAAAUUGAAGAGCGACAAUCGAUUGUUGGUGAAGCAGUUCCGAUUGUAUCAGGGAAAUUUUCAAGAAGAAAAUUCGAAUGAUGAAGCAGAAAACUUGGAGGAUGUUGAUAACACUGAUGAAUUGUUGGUUUUAUAA
Molecule: messenger RNA, 1152 nt
Organism: Cotesia congregata
Lineage: Eukaryota; Metazoa; Arthropoda; Insecta; Hymenoptera; Braconidae
Source: the annotation of a GenBank genome assembly